Molecule: messenger RNA, 630 nt
Organism: Enterobius vermicularis (human pinworm)
Lineage: Eukaryota; Metazoa; Nematoda; Chromadorea; Rhabditida; Oxyuridae
Source: the annotation of a GenBank genome assembly
AUGGAGGAUUCUAGGAGAGAGUUCCUGAAGUUGACUCGUGAUGUGGCAAUGUGGGAGGCGUCGUUGAUGAUGAGAGGUGUGUCUAAGGAACUUUCAGAAGGUCCUAAAAAUGACUUGCUGUUUGAGACCAUUGAAGACUUGAUUGAUGACGUAAUUCUUGGAACUUCAGAAGUUCCUGAAGGUGAUGUAGUUUUUAGUGAUGCUGAGGGGUUUGACGGUAGUGUGUUAAAGAAUGCAGUGGAAGAUUUUGAAGAUAGCUGUAGCGAUUUGGACGGCUCUAGUGUCGUGCGUGGUGGUGUAAAGGAUUUAAAGGGAGAUGUGAUACCUGUUUCAGGAAGCUUAAUUAGUGAAGCACUAUAUAGUAGGUGUGAAUGCUGCUUAAAAAAGGUGUUAGUUGACAAAGGUUUGUCUGAUGUUAACGGAUUGCUUGGCGACGUGGAGAGCUUUGAUAACGGUGUUGGAAAGGUUAUCUUUGGUAGCGUGUUGACUCCGUUCUGCGUCUUUGAUUCGAGAGAUCCUGUCGUGGUUGAUAAUGUUGACAAUGUUUUGUUUAUGGGGUCUACAGAUGGUUCCUUAGUGACAGCGGUAACUUAUAGAACGUGGAUCCUCCAACUUCUGCUUGCAAUGUAG